AUGGUAGCUUGGGCAGCUUUAGGCGCAAUGGGAACAAAAGCAUUAGCAUUUGGAGCAAAAGCACUUGGAGCUUAUGACGCAGUAAAUAAAAUGAGUGGAGGAAGGGUUUCGAAGACAUUAGAUGCAAAUAAAGGGAAGAUUGGAGGCUGGGUUGCAAAGAAGUUAAGAUUAAAUAAAAUAGGGCUCAUAAAUAAAGCAUCCAAUUUGGUUGCGACUGAGUCAGAAAAUGCUUUAGGAAAGGACGAUGAGUUUGCAAAACACGCAAAAGACUUUAAUGACCAGAUGAAAGGUGAAACAAUGCAUUUAAAUAGAGUCGAUGGAACUAAAGAAAAUUUUUCUUCUCCACCAGCGGUUUAUCCAUACGGACCUUAUGGAAUGUAUGGAAACCCUUA
This is a messenger RNA of Trichomonas vaginalis G3, 392 nucleotides long. Its product is annotated as protein of unknown function, DUF4107 family. The transcript has a single exon. The record is from RefSeq and is a predicted model, not a curated record. The annotation marks the transcript as partial. Lineage: Eukaryota; Parabasalia; Trichomonadida; Trichomonadidae.